Messenger RNA from Juglans microcarpa x Juglans regia, 528 nucleotides. RefSeq names its product probable isoaspartyl peptidase/L-asparaginase 3. Gene Ontology annotation, biological process: protein deglycosylation. The transcript has 3 exons. The record is from RefSeq and is a predicted model, not a curated record. Gene Ontology annotation, molecular function: N4-(beta-N-acetylglucosaminyl)-L-asparaginase activity. The coding region runs from base 10 to 528 and encodes 172 amino acids. Lineage: Eukaryota; Viridiplantae; Streptophyta; Magnoliopsida; Fagales; Juglandaceae.
UAGGUGACAAUGGAGGUUGGAGCUGUCGCUGCUUUAAGGUACGUGAAGGACGGCAUCAGAGCUGCUAGAUUAGUAAUGCAGCAUACUAAACACACUUUGCUUGUUGGAGAGCAAGCCUCUGCAUUUGCUUUAUCAAUGUGUCUCCCGGGACCCACAAACCUUAGUUCAUCCGAGUCUUUGGGGAAGUGGAGUAAAUGGAAGGAAAAUCGCUGCCAACCUAAUUUUAGGCAAAAUGUUGUACCUAUCAAUAGUUGUGGUCCAUAUCAUCCAAGGGAUUCUCUUGGCCUAACUAAAGGGGCAUGUUCCAAAGCCAAGCUUAUGGAAACCAUUGAAUUUAGAUCAUCCCUCGUUGGUCUUCACAACCAUGACACUAUAGCAAUGGCUGUCAUUGAUAGAAUGGGGCACCUUGCCGUUGGUACAUCGACUAAUGGAGCAACAUAUAAGAUCCCUGGCAAGGUAGGUGAUGGACCCAUUGCAGGAUCUUCAGCAUAUUCUGAUGACGAAAUUUUGCGAAAUUGGUGCAUGUGA